AUGAACCAAACAAAUCUGUUCAAGCCGGAAUCAGAAUUGAAUAACUCAACGAUGGGUGAGCGAAGCAGCCCACUGAAUAUUCUUUCAUUUAGUUUCUUGCUGAUGAUCAUGUUGAUGACUUUAUUUGGAAAUACACUUGUUAUUCUCGCCUUUAAAAAGAACUCCAAGAUUCGCACAGUCACAAAUUACUUUGUAGUAUCUUUAGCCGUAGCUGAUAUCUUGGUGGCAAUAACAUCCAUGCCGAUUUGGGCUGCAUAUCCCUUGUUCGGGGCACGACUUAAAGAAAGUAUUCUUAAAAUCUGGACUUUUAUGGAUAUUCUCUGCGGGGUGGCUUCUAUAACAAACUUGACUGCAAUAAGCAUCGAAAGGUACGUUUGCAUAGCUUAUCCAUUUGAUUAUCAGAUCACAGUGACAUCACGGAAGGCAAUACUUAUCUUGAUCAUCAUUUGGUUAUUUUCUGUUCUGAUGUCCUCGCUCAAGAUUGUACUAUGGGAGGUACCUCCACCGAAAUACGAACUUGCAGUCGUAAUAAGCUGUUUUUUCAUACCACUGUUAAUCAUGUGUAUAUUCUAUACCUGCAUCUUCAGGACUGUACGCUUUCAAAUUCGCCAAAUCUCGUUGGCGACGAACGUGAACAUGAAAAGAUUUCGUUUAGCGUCAGAGCUGCGCGCCGCGAAAACAAUAGCCGUUGUGAUAGGCGCGUUUGUCGUUUGUUGGGGCCCUUUCUUUAUUUUAAAUACAGUUUAUGGAUUUUGUAAUGGAUGUGUCCCAGCAGUAACAAUAGUUGUGGCAAAAUGGAUGCAUUACACAAACUCCGUGCUGAAUCCCAUUCUAUACGCCUGCAUGCAUAAAGAGUUCAGGAAGGCAUUUUUCGUCACAUUACUUGGAAGGAAACGUGUUUUUCGCCGAAGAGGAAUGGAAAAAUCCUCCUCAAAUGGAACAGAACUCGUCCAGUUCUGA
Molecule: messenger RNA, 960 nt
Organism: Pocillopora verrucosa
Lineage: Eukaryota; Metazoa; Cnidaria; Anthozoa; Scleractinia; Pocilloporidae
Product: D(1)-like dopamine receptor
Biological process (GO): G protein-coupled receptor signaling pathway, coupled to cyclic nucleotide second messenger; chemical synaptic transmission
Cellular component (GO): plasma membrane; dendrite
Molecular function (GO): G protein-coupled serotonin receptor activity; neurotransmitter receptor activity
Source: RefSeq, a predicted model, not a curated record